Molecule: messenger RNA, 2277 nt
Organism: Mycotypha africana
Lineage: Eukaryota; Fungi; Mucoromycota; Mucoromycetes; Mucorales; Mycotyphaceae
Product: exocyst complex component Sec6-domain-containing protein
Exons: 2
Coding region: 1-2277 (758 amino acids)
Biological process (GO): exocyst localization; exocytosis
Cellular component (GO): exocyst
Molecular function (GO): SNARE binding
Source: RefSeq, a predicted model, not a curated record
AUGGAAGAUGCUAGAGAAAAUGCUCUUAGUAAGCUCGCAGAACUGUUGAAACAUCCCGAUGAUCUCAAUUCAAAAUUAGGGCCUCUCACUCGCAAAUUAACCAAAGAGAAGGCUUCCAUCGAUGCUCAGCUCAAUACUGGUGUUCAAUCACAGCUUGACCAUGUACAGGAAAGUCUAGAUACCCUCAGCAUGUCCAAUCGAAACAUCGAUCGUGUGAAAGAGAACAUGAGAACUAUUGAUAAACUAUGUUAUGAUGCACAAUCAAUGAUUAAAGACUUUCCUCGAAUCAACAUGAUAUCUCAAGUUCAUCAAAAUUUUGUAGCCACAGAAGCUAAAGUCAGAGCCUUCCAAAAAUUAUAUCAACAGCUGGAUGAACUAGAAGAGGCUUUCGCCCCUAUGCAAAAUGAUGUGUUCAGUCCAGCGCACGAGAUGCUUCUCCAUGUACAUUACCACCUAUUUAAACUAGAGGAGUUUCGAGACAAAACUAUGCAUCAAGCACGUGAUUCGCCUCACGAUGUAAUGAUUACACUCAAAACUUACUUUCGACGCGUGGAUGUGUUAUCCGAUGACUUUACACAACAUUUAUGGCAAUUGGCGAGAAACAUAAUUCCUCUAGUCGAAAACAACUGUGGCUCUACAAUUGUCAAGUUGGUGAAAAUCAUUGAAUGCGAGGAAGCAGCGGAUGCGAAAGCUUUAGCAGCACGGCAGGCACAAUCAAACCACCACCAGGAUUUAUUACUAUCUCAACAAAAAGAUACUGUAAGCAAUAGCAAUCUAAAGAAAUGGAGACUAGCAGAGGGUAAUCCUCGUACGAUCAAAUCUUACAGAGUGGAGUUUUUUGAACAAUUGCACGAAUCAUUACGCGAACGUUUUGAACAAGUUUUCCAGCCAUUUAAAGAAAAGGAAGAUUGGCAAGGUGUGUUGGAUGCUACUGAGUUCAUUUAUGACGAACUGGAAAUUGUCUAUGAUCAUGUUGUACCUCGCUUCCCAAAAAAGUAUAAAAUCUAUCCCUAUUUUGUGUUGGAAUAUCAUCGGCAUACAUACGAUUUAUUGAAUCAAAUAGUACAACAAGAUCUAGACGCAGGUACUAUUUUGCGCCUUCUGAGGUUUUUAAGGGAUUAUUACAGCGUCAUGAGCACACGUUUAGGUGUGACAGAAGAACUAUUAGAACCACAAUUGCUAGAUGGACAGGAACAAUCUUUGGUCGACGAAUAUCUGAAAUUAGUACGACGCAAAUUAGUAGAAUGGACUUCCAAUUUGAUGCAAUCAGAAUCAAAAGCGUUUGUCACGAGAGACGAACCACCCGAAAUAUCACAAGAUGGACAAUACGGUCUAUCAGGUGCGGUAGAUCUCUUUCAAAUCAUCAAUCAACAAAUUGACGUGGCAGCCGAGGCUAAUCAGGGAAAACUCCUUUAUCUUGUUGUCAACGAGUGUCAUAAAGUGAUGAAAGAUUCUCAAAGCUUUUGGAAGAAGUUAUUGGCCACGGAGCUUACAAAGCAGCUUGAGCAGCCCGAAGAUGUGUCGGUUGGCUUUGUCGAAUAUGUAAUGGCUCUUGCCAACGAUCAAAUCAAAUGCUCUGAUUUUGCCAAUGAUAUUUUGAUUCGCGUGCCGCCCAUUGUGGACGCAAAUUACAAAGCACAAGUGGAAGAUAAGCUUUCUACUGCCAUUGACGGCUAUUUGCAGAUCGCUGCUAGUUGUCGUGAGGCCCUUCUUGAAGUGACCUUUAAUGAUAUCAAACCUGUUUUUGCUGAUCUAUUUACUGUCCGCUGGUACGAGCAGCCACUCAUGCCCUCUGUGAUAGAGACGUUCAAAGACUAUUGCAACGACUUUGUGCACCUGAAUCAGUUCAUAUUCGAUAAGCUGAUCCAUGAUAUUUUGGACCGAUUUUUGACGAUGUAUUUAGAAGCAAUGCGACAUAAGCAAGCCAAAUUCAACAUGGAUUCAUGUUUAGACCGUAUUCAAGCUGAUGUACGUCUUUCAUUCAAUUUCUUUGCAAAGUAUACAUCAGCGGAGGAGAUGGAAGAACGGUUUGAUGUAAUUGAGAAAGUGCAUAAUUUACUUAAAAGCAAUCGACGUAUGGUGUUUGUGGAUUAUUAUACUUUGCGACAGGCCUACCCUGAUGUUCCUUUAGCCUUUGUGGAAACAGUGUUGAGUAAGAGGGAUGAUUUGGAGAAGGCAGAGUUAAAGAAUAUCAUGGAAGGAAUUAAAGCAAAGGCAAGGGAAUAUAAUCCAAAGGCAGAUUCUGCGCCUACUAUUUUCAGCAAGAUAAAAUGGUAG